GUGCAAUUUUUCGGCAAUCGAGCACAGAAGCCAAACAGCAACCAGGCAGCUUUUGAUGAAAACUGCAAAACAUACAAAGACGGCGUUGACUGUUUGAUUGACUACUCAAACAAGUGCCUUGAAGCACAACCCGCUGCCUUGGCAAAGAGCAUCAUGAAAAGCGUCAAGGACCACUACAAUAAACGAUGCAAUGACCCAGACUACAGUAAAGACUUUAUAGAGCAUAAUAAGUGCUUUGAAGACCCGGCCAUUUUUGAGCAGUUCCACCAGUGCGAAGACAAGUGGUUCCACCGAAUGCAAGAGUUGCUGAAACUGAAGGUCGACGUAGAGAAAGGCAUCCAGUCAACUUGCUGUAUCUUCCACGAGUUCCAGCGAUGCAUCAGCGAACAGAACACCAACCUGUGUCACGAUAAAAAUGCCCGAUUCUGGGACGAUACACUGGAUGAGGUGAGCGAUGACACGGUGAACAUCUUCUGCGCCCAGUUGAAGACGUCAGAGCAGUGCUCCAAAAACUUUCCCGCUGACAUGUGGAAACAGAUCGACGAACCAGUGAAGGGCAUGGACGCUGAGGCGCUAAAGCAGAGAACAG
Molecule: messenger RNA, 589 nt
Organism: Rhagoletis zephyria (snowberry fruit fly)
Lineage: Eukaryota; Metazoa; Arthropoda; Insecta; Diptera; Tephritidae
Source: RefSeq, a predicted model, not a curated record